This is a messenger RNA of Tetrahymena thermophila SB210, 264 nucleotides long. RefSeq lists its product as hypothetical. Lineage: Eukaryota; Ciliophora; Oligohymenophorea; Hymenostomatida; Tetrahymenidae. The record is from RefSeq and is a predicted model, not a curated record. The transcript is spliced from 3 exons.
AUGAUGGUUGAUAUCAUUUUUUAUUAUUUUAACUAAAUUACUUUCUAAUAAAAAUUGUAAAAAGAUGAUCAGAAAUCAUUUCAAGGUGAUUUGAAAAUAUUACAUGCAAAUUAGAAGCUGCUUUUUAACAUUUCUUCUUUUGAGUCAUAAUUAGCUGCUUCUAAACCACUAUCAUUUGUCAAUGGAGAUGCUGCUAUCCAGGGAGGAUUAGCAAUUAUUAGGUCAUAACUUAAGAAAGUAAAAGCUGAGAGAUAGAUAGAUUGA